AGGCGGCCGCGCGCGUGCGCCGCGCCGCCGCGCCGGACGGAAGGGUGGAGACUGCACGAGCGUGAGCAGGCUUCUCUUGCCAUUCUGGCCAGAAGCCGUCGGUUGUUUGCUCAACAUCCAUCAUAGCGUGGGCAGCGGGGCAUGUCCCCCCGUCGCCGGCCCCGACGUCCGAGGGGGCAGGUUCUGGCCCUCGAGGCGAGGUAUCAGAUGGCUCCUCAUGGAGGCACCUCGCUGGUGGCCAUCGCGGCAUUACUCGGGCACGAUAUUCAUGUUCUCGGAGCUCGAGCUCGCCUUCACCAGGACACUGCGCAGGCUGCGGAGCAGCCUGGCCUGCGGGUGCACGCGGCCACGUUCAACGCGGGUAACCAGAGGUUCAAGAGGGAGGACCGACGGUUCGAAGAGCUGCUGGCGGAAUUGUCCAGGGGACACGAGGACUCCGACCUCGUCAUCCUCGGCCUGCAGGAGUUCGGCGACAAGGACUACGGCUUCGCCGGCCUCGCCAAGCGCACCCUCUGGAGGGGCCCGUCGGAGCGCAGGC
Prorocentrum cordatum is the source of this 538-nucleotide messenger RNA. The record is from the annotation of a GenBank genome assembly. NCBI's taxonomy places the organism in Eukaryota, Dinophyceae, Prorocentrales, Prorocentraceae.